Hypomesus transpacificus is the source of this 3790-nucleotide messenger RNA. It is a transcript of the gene fgd4a, whose product is annotated as FYVE, RhoGEF and PH domain containing 4a. The record is from RefSeq and is a predicted model, not a curated record. Gene Ontology annotation, cellular component: cytoplasm. Lineage: Eukaryota; Metazoa; Chordata; Actinopteri; Osmeriformes; Osmeridae. Gene Ontology annotation, biological process: filopodium assembly; cytoskeleton organization. The coding region runs from base 509 to 2662 and encodes 717 amino acids. Gene Ontology annotation, molecular function: guanyl-nucleotide exchange factor activity; metal ion binding. The transcript has 15 exons.
GUGUGGGUCACGUGGUUGGAUUUACAGGUGGUUGGAUUUACAGGUGGUUGGAUUUACAGGUGGUUCCCAGGGCGGAAACUACAGGCAUAAUAUGUCCUGUAAGAAACAAGCUUAGUUGAGUGUGUGUUUGUGUGUGUGUGUGUGUGUGUGUGUGUAGAGCAGAAUGGAAUCAUUUAAGGCCUGAAAGACACCUCUUCAUUAGUGACACUCUUCAUUUAUGGUCACACCGGUGUUGUAAACAUACGAGGACAUACUUGCCUAACAUUUCCUAUCAAGCAGAAGCAGAAGUCAAUUUUAGAACGCUCACUGCACUUCAGCUUAGCCAGUCAUAUACAGCCUUGGAUACCUCCGGAGGAGCACGGAAGAGAAAGAGAGAGAGAGCAGGCCAGAUGAACAUGAGUUUAACAAGUUGAGCGUCUGCCUUGGAUGAAUGACCUGGGAGAUUUGAAGCGGAGGAGAGACUGAGUCCAGCUUGUCUCGGGGGUACGCAGCCUGGGGGAGGAAGUAGAUGGGUAAAAGAACAAGCCUAUCAGACGGCAAGAAGGAGGGCUUUCACCCUCCGCACAAACAGAUCAGCAAGUCAGCCAACAGCAGCCCUGCUCACCGCCUCCACCACCCUCUUCAGCACCGGCAGAACCAGCCCAAGGCCCAGGAGCAGCCGGCACCGGACCCAGGCCCGGGCACGCCAAGCAAUGCCGACAAGCCAGCCGCUAACGGGGUGGUAGCCCGGAUGGAGGCGGGAGAGGACGGGGAGGCUGGUGGAGCGAAGAGGCUGACCGAGGCCGUCCUGGUGAAUGGAGACAUGAGGGAGGGGGUUACGGAGACGGGAGGAGACGCCCCCCUCACGCACACAGACAGGACGGGUCCAGACCCCCCCUCUGGGGAGGGGGAAGGGGAGCCCGUGGAGAGAACGCCACCUGAGCAGGCUGUGGACGAGGGGAAGCCGGAACAAAAGGAGACUAACGAACAGAAGCUGUACAAGAUUGCCAGCGAGCUGCUGCAGACUGAGAAGGCUUAUGUGACCAGACUCAACCUGCUGGACCAGGUGUUCUGCGCCAGGCUGACGGAGGAGGCUAAGAAAGGCACGUUUCCGGAGGACGUGGUGAAGAACAUCUUCUCCAACAUCAGCUCCAUCAACGAGUUCCACAGCCACUUCCUGCUGCCUGACCUGGAGAAGCGCAUGGGCGAGUGGUCGUCCACGCCUCGUAUCGGGGACAUCCUGCUGAAGCGCGCUCCCUUCCUGAAGAUGUACGCAGAGUACGUGAGGAACUUUGAGAAGGCCAUGGAGCUGCUGAAGCAGUGGACAGAGCGAUCGCCUCCCUUCAAGGCCAUCAUACUUGAAAUCCAGGGCCAGGAGGUUUGCGGCAGCCUCACUCUGCAGCACCACAUGCUGGAGCCGGUGCAGAGGGUUCCCCGCUACGAGAUGCUGCUGAAGGACUACCUGAGGAAGCUGCCUCAGGACGACCACGACCGCAGAGACGUGGAGAAAUCACUGGAGAUCAUUUCCAUGGCAGCAACUCACUCCAACAGUGCCAUUCGUAAAUCGGAGAACCUAAAGAAGCUUCUGGAGAUCUAUGAGAUGCUGGGGGAGGAGGAGGACAUAGUCCACCCCUCCAACGAGUUCAUCAAGCAGGGACACGUCCUGAAGCUGUCAGCCAAGAACACCUCCGCCAUGGAGAGGUACCUAUUCCUGUUCAACAACAGCCUGCUGUACUGCGUGCCCAAGUUCAGCCUGGGGGGAACCCGCUACACGGUCCGGACACGCAUCGGCCUGGAGGGCAUGAAGGUGUUGGAAACCACCAACGAAGACUACCCACACACCUUCCAGGUGUCCGGCAAGGAGAGGACUCUGGAGAUGCAGGCCAGCUCAGAGCAAGACAAGGCAAGCUGGAUCAAGGCGUUCCAAGAGACCAUAGAUAUCUUCCAGCUGAAGAACGAGUCAUUUAAGAUGGCCGCUAAAGAGGUGGAGGAGGUGUCGACGGCAGAGCUGGGGAAGCGAGCCCCUCGCUGGAUCCGGGAUAACGAGGUCACCAUGUGUCAGAAGUGUAAGGAGUCCUUCAACGCUCUGACGCGACGGAGACACCACUGCCGAGCGUGUGGAUGCGUGGUGUGCUGGAAGUGCUCCGAUUACAAGGUGGCUCUGGAGUACGAUGGGAACAAGAUAAACAAGGUGUGCAAGGACUGCUACCCCAUCCUGACAGGAAACUCUGAGAACAACGAGGAGAGGGCUGAGAUCAAGAAGAAGGGCAUUUUAGAGAUCGAGGCGGCCCAGUUCUCAGGAAGCAGCAUCAUGUGUGGGUUCCUGCAGUACUGUGAGAAGAACAAGCCCUGGCAGAAGGUCUGGUGUGUGAUCCCUCAGAAGGAGGCUCUGGUGCUGUACCUCUACGGAGCCCCGCAGGAUGUGAAGGCCCAGUCCACCAUCCCUCUGCUGGGCUACCUCGUGGACGACAGCGCCCGGCCGGCAGACCCGCCCUCCAGCUUCCGUCUCUCCCAGUCCAAGUCCCUCCACAGCUUCGCCGCCGAGAGCGACGACCUCAAACAGCGCUGGCUCAAGGUCAUCCGUCUGGCCGUGACAGGGGAGGUGGCCCCGGCCCCCAGUGAUCCCCCGGGCCUCCCGGGGUCCCAGGAUAGCAGCCAGGAGCUGGGCUCUGACAGCAACUGAGGGGGGCGGGGGGUCCAGGGUGUCGCAGGAGACGGUGGAUAUCUCCCACUUGCGUUUGUGUGCGUCGUUUUUUGCACACGCAAGCUCACACUGUGCACGGUUCCAACUGAGGAAUUUGUACACAUACACACACACAUACACACUCACACAUACUCACACAUACACACGCUGACGUUAAGACAAUGUGGAAAAUCAUUGCUGGAUAAGCUUUUUUUCAUUGCCAAUCUCCGCCUCCUUUUCUCCCCCCUUGACUGGAUUUUCUACCAAUCAAAAGCAAGGGCUGUCCUUCACCUGGAAUGUAUGACAGAAUGACAGGUUUUUGGUCCAAUCGACGCCAGAGCAGAGCAGGGGCGGGGCUUCAGCACUGCCUCGUCUGUCCAAGGAGAAUCAGUCGGGAGCAUUGAGGAAGUGUCCUGUACACAGCCGGACACAGCACAGAGCUGGACACAGCCGGACACAGCACAGAGCUGUACACAGCCGGACACAGCACAGAGCUGGACACAGCUGGACACAGCACAGAGCUGGACACAGCUGGACACAGCACAGAGCUGGACACAGCCGGACACAGCACAGAGCUGGACACAGCCGGACACAGCACACAACAAGAACACUGACCUACAGAGGACUGUCUGCCCUCGUCACAAGGGCAUCAGGGACAUAGCCGUCCUGGACUAGUCUACAGCUGGCUACUAGCUGGCUACACCCUCUCCUUGUUCCGUGUACCUGCUGUGUAUAGUCUUAAUCCUGGGUAUUUUCUCCUAAAAGGCACAAAAUGAAUUUAUAAUGUACAGAGAUUCAACGACAGGUUUUAAUAUCACAGAACGAGACAACCUGUGUUUCCCGAAUUCGUCGUCUCAUGAGCAAAAUAGCUCCCUUAUGUUCCUGUGGUCAGAUCAAGGGUGUUAUACAAACGAAAGUGACUGGUUCUCAGUUAACCAUUACUGUCAUUCAGAGCCAUACACAACGAACAAACUCUGUCAAACUCAUUCAGCUGUGGGCAGCAUAGAGUAACAAUGAAAAGCUCCUUUGCAGACGUCUAAUAUAUUCAGAUAUUCUGAAAUGGUCUAUCUAUAUCCCCUCCCAUCCCCCUCCCAACCAACAGCACAAUCAGAGAUGACACACAACCAC